Messenger RNA from Melospiza melodia melodia, 605 nucleotides. Its product is annotated as ATP synthase F(0) complex subunit C1, mitochondrial-like. Bases 114 to 590 code for a protein of 158 amino acids. The record is from RefSeq and is a predicted model, not a curated record. Lineage: Eukaryota; Metazoa; Chordata; Aves; Passeriformes; Passerellidae. The transcript has 5 exons. Gene Ontology annotation, molecular function: proton transmembrane transporter activity. Gene Ontology annotation, biological process: proton motive force-driven ATP synthesis; proton transmembrane transport.
GCGGCGGCAGCCAAUGGGCGCGGAGGACGCCGGGGGGGACACGGCCAAGGUGACGCUGCCCACAGAGCCGCCGCCGCCGCCGGCCCGAGCGGACCCCGCGCAGAUCCAGCACCAUGCAGGCUCCCGUGGCUCUCCUCGGCUCCCCAGCGCUGUUCCGCUGCUGCUCCAGGGCUCUGGCCAGGCCCGUGUCCGUGGCUGUGUUCAGCAGGCCUGAGGAGAGCGCGCAGGUGUCGCUGGCCGCGCCGCAGCCCCGGCGGCAGUUCCGCAGCUCGCCGCUCUCCCGGGACAUCGACACGGCCGCCAAGUUCAUCGGGGCCGGCGCCGCCACCGUGGGCGUGGCGGGCUCGGGGGCGGGGAUCGGCACCGUGUUCGGGAGCCUCAUCAUCGGAUACGCCAGGAACCCGUCCCUGAAGCAGCAGCUCUUCUCCCCCAUUCCCAUUUCCCCAUUUCCCCAUUCCCAUUCCCAUUUUUCUCACUCUAUUCCCAUUCCCAGGAACCCGUCCCUGAAGCAGCAGCUCUUCUCCCCCAUUCCCAUUUCCCCAUUUUCCCAUUUUUCUCACUCUAUUCCCACUCCAGGAACCCGUCCCUGAAGCAGCAGCUCUUCU